UGGAUUUCAGUGAAUGAACAAUGUUAUCAAGAUGUUUGGAUUUAAACGUUCUUUCGUGAAAAUUAUUUUACUCUUGGUAUUCGCUAUUCAAUUUUGCACCUUCGAUAGUGUUGUUUUAUGGUAUAUUUUUACUUGUUCUCUAUAUGUGUCGUGUGUACUAAGUAUACUCACAUACGAUCAUGAUUAUUGGAGGCUUAAAGGGAUAUUUUCACCCCCUGCGUGGCCUCUGGUGGGACACAUCAGGACUGUUGUUGCCUUCAAGGAACAGGGUGGCAUGUGUUUCAAGAGGAUCUAUGAUAAGCAUAAAGAUAAAAAGUUUAUAGGUUGUCAUCAGUUCUUCCAGCGCACGCUGGUAGUGCACGAUCCGGAGCUGAUAAAGAAGAUCUGCUUAAAUGACUUCCAUCACUUCACCGACAGAGGUUUCUUCUUCAACGAGGAAGUCGAUCCGCUCGCCGGCUCCGUUCUCUUCCUCAGAGGGAAUGAGUGGAAGACAUUAAGAGCGAAGAUAUCGCCAAUAUUUUCUCCUAAUAAAUUAAGAGGAAUGUUUCCUCUAAUAGAGAACACAGCUAAAGAGUUUAGUAUACGUAUCAAAGAAUUGAUAUCAAAUAACAGAACCAAAAAUGAUAGACACCUAGAUGACGAAGACAUGAAAAAAUUUGGUAGAGAUAAUGGAGCAAUGGUGGAUUCAGAGAAACUGGUCGGAGGAUAUACAGCUGAUGCAAUAGUACCAUGUGCUUUUGGGUUGAAGAGUACAGUAAUGGAUAACCCUAAUGAUCCUUUCGCUGUUGCCUUGCAAGCUUUCUACGAAAUGAGUUGGUUUAAUAUAUUUGAAAAAACAAUGCGUCAGUUCUGGCCAGCUUUUGUCCUGUUCUUCCGCAUGAGGAUCAUCCCGAAGAAGACACAUGACUUCUUUUAUAACAUCGUCACAAGCGUUCUUCGUGCAAGGGAAAGCGGUGUUCAGGAAAAACGUGGCGACUUCAUUGAUAUAAUGAUGACGCUGCGUAGUGAUGAUAAAAAUAACAACUCGUUUAAAUCAGAGCCCGAAAACGACAUAGAAAUAACUGACAUGGUUAUCGCCGCAAAUGCAUUUAUAAUAUUACUUGGAGGCUUCGAGACAACAUCUUCGACGUUGGCCUUUCUUUUUCUGGAGCUCGCAGCUGAUCAGAGAGUUCAGGAGAAGAUGAGGAGAGAAGUGAGAGAGGUGAUGGCGCGGCAUGAUGGCAACAUGGCGUACGAGGUGUUACAAGAACUGACCUAUAUGGAAAUGGUUAUUCAAGAGACGCUGCGACUGUACCCGCCUUUCCCCAGCAUUCAGCGGAUGUGUACAAAGGACUACACAAUACCGGGGACAGAUAUUAUCGUUGAAAAGGGCACAAUAGUGCUCUUUCCCACUCUUGGAAUACAAAGAGAUGAACAGUACUUCGAGAACGCGUCAGGAUUCGUGCCGGAGCGUUGGGCAGACGAUAGACCUCCACCACCGCCUGGAGUCUACAUGCCUUUUGGAGACGGACCACGCUAUUGCAUUGGUAAACGCUUCGCUAUGAUACAAAUGAAGUGCUGUCUUGUGAAAGUCCUACAGCACGUUAGAAUAACCCCAUUGCUUCAGGGAAGAAAUGGCAAAGAACGGAUUGAACCAUUCGAGGCUGAUCCCCGCUCUCCCCUCACACUACACCCCCUUGACUCUAGAGUGAAACUUACCCUUUUAUGACAAUAGAUUAGCAAGCUCAAAUUA
This is a messenger RNA of Papilio machaon (common yellow swallowtail), 1732 nucleotides long. RefSeq names its product cytochrome P450 6B1. Lineage: Eukaryota; Metazoa; Arthropoda; Insecta; Lepidoptera; Papilionidae. The transcript is spliced from 9 exons. Gene Ontology annotation, molecular function: monooxygenase activity; heme binding; oxidoreductase activity, acting on paired donors, with incorporation or reduction of molecular oxygen. The coding region runs from base 14 to 1708 and encodes 564 amino acids. The record is from RefSeq and is a predicted model, not a curated record.